AUGUAUUGGCGCGGGUGCUCCACUAAGGGGCUAGACCGUCUCGAAUUCACUGCCAUGCUCGUCAUGAUGCUCAUCAACCUUAUUCGUACGCCAUUUACAAAGGUCGAGGAAAGCUUUAAUAUUCAAGCCGUAUUCGAUUUGAUCUAUAAGGAUUGGUUUUACGUCUCCAAGUUUGAUCAUGUCGAGUUCCCGGGCGUCGUUCCACGGACUUUCAUCGGCCCUAUAAUUCUAUCUACAGUCCCACGCCUGAUGAUUUUCCUCUUCCACAUCUCCCAGUACACUGCAUUGCUUGUCGCUAGAGGCACCCUUGGAUUCUUCAUUGUCCUAUCCCUUUACGCGAUACGAACAUCGCUCUCCUGGCGAUUCGGGCGUCUUUCUGCGAUUAUCUUCACAGUCUCUACGCUAUCGCAGUUUCAUCUUAUGUUCUAUGCUAGCCGCACGUUGCCCAACGUCUUUGCUUUGAUUCUCAUGAACUUUGCGUUUGCCGAUCGCGUGAGGCCGGCCCCCUUCUCUCAGCCGUACAGAAGCAUUGUCAUUAUGUCGAUAGCGUGCGCUCUAUUCAGGUCGGAGCUCUGCCUGUACAUUUUUUCCACACUAAUUGUUGAUCUGUAUUGUAAGAAUAUUGAAAUCGGCCGAACCAUCACCUAUGGACUGAGCGCAGCGGUCGGAACAGCCUUAACCUCAAUUUUAGUCGAUUCUUACUUCUGGCGGAGGCUUUGUUACCCUGAACUGGAAGUGUUCUACUUUAAUGUCGUCUUGAAUAAGAGUUCAGACUGGGGAACACUUCCCUUUCACUGGUAUUUUACGAACGCUAUUCCCCGCGCCCUUGGGGCAAACCUCGGUGGCCUUUUCUAUUCGGUAUUCGUGCCAGGAGCAAGGGCUCCUUUGGUACUGGCAUUACCGGCGUUUUUGUUCGUGGGUCUGUACUCCUUCUUGCCUCACAAGGAAUUGAGAUUUAUUUUCUAUGUCAUUCCCGUGCUGAAUAUGUUGGUGGCGUAUGUUGUGCCGUACGUUGUCAAAGAAGUAUUUCAACCACAUCCAACUCAUCAUCACAAGAAAGACGACGAUACAUCAUAUGAGACUACGGCAUCGCACGGAGCACUGAGGCUAGAGAGAAAACGCAAAUUGCAGCGUUUAAUACAUCGCACAGCAUGUAUUUGCAUUAUGCUCAGUGUGAUCGUAGGCAUCCUGGUCAGUUGUGUGCAGACAUUAGUGUCGUGGCAAGCUUCUUAUUUGAACUAUCCAUCCGCAAAAGCAAUGCAACGACUCCACAGUCUCGAAAACGCGAUGUACAGAGGGAAGCUGCCUCAGUGGUCAACUGCGGCGCAUGGCGGGGAUGACAUAAAUCAAAGGAUUCUUUGUGAAGAAGAUCCGCGAACAUCUGCACUAGUUCACAUCGAUGCAAGGUCAGCAAUGAACGGCAUAUCGCAGUUCUUGCAAAGCAGUGAUGAUGGAAGCUGUCCAAGAUGGAGAUAUUCGAAACGGGAAGACAUUGGCAACAUCGACUGGACGGAGUUCACGCACCUCAUAUCUGAGAAGGAUCACGUAGAGGGCUUUUGCCUCAUCCAUAUUGAAUCCAGCUUUGCAGGAAUAGACUGGCAAAAGGCAAAGAUACGUCUCAAGGCGCACACAUUUGUUCAUAGAAAUAUGAAUAUUUCUUUAGCAAGUUGCCAAACUACAGACGGAAGCGGUUCGAAAGAGAGACCUCCGAGAACGACGCGGUGA
This is a messenger RNA of Chondrus crispus (carragheen), 1725 nucleotides long. RefSeq names its product Dolichyl-P-Man:Man(7)GlcNAc(2)-PP-dolichyl-alpha-1,6-mannosyltransferase, family GT22. Bases 1 to 1725 code for a protein of 574 amino acids. Gene Ontology annotation, cellular component: endoplasmic reticulum membrane. The transcript has 2 exons. Gene Ontology annotation, molecular function: alpha-1,6-mannosyltransferase activity. Gene Ontology annotation, biological process: protein N-linked glycosylation. The record is from RefSeq and is a predicted model, not a curated record. NCBI's taxonomy places the organism in Eukaryota, Rhodophyta, Florideophyceae, Gigartinales, Gigartinaceae.